GCAAAGCUCAAAAAUAAAUUGAAAAUCCACUUUUAAAUCUUGUCGUGAGUACGAUAAGUCUUUAAGCGCAAUUUACUGAACAUCAAGAGGACGUACACAUGGCACAAUAUUUCCCUGGAGUAGCGCCGUUCAUUCAUCGAAAGUUUGUCCCUGAUCGCUUUCCAUACUCACUUGCCGAAAAGUUUCCAUACUAGAGGACCAACCUACUGAUUGAAAAUGGUUUCUUUUAACAGUUGACACAAGCAGAUGUCAUUGGACCAGACAUGAACCAGAAGUCAGCACGGACCAGUACCAUGACAUUGGAGAGGAAUGUGCCUGUUAUACGGCUGAAAAAUGAAGCAGAACUCAGGGAAAUUUAUGAAUUUGGAAGGAAAUUGGGUCAUGGUAGCUUUGGAGCUGUUUAUGAAGCCACCCACAUUGAGUCACAGACAAAAUGGGCUAUUAAGAUGGUUGGCAGACCAGUGGCAGGAAGUUCAAUGGUUGAGAUGGUGGAUAACGAAAUCAACAUUCUUAAACAUGUGAAUCAUGCUCACAUAAUACAUCUUGAGGCAGUCUACAACACAGCUAUGAUGAUUUAUUUUGUCACUGAGUUGUGCAAAGGAGGUGACCUGAAGAAACUGCUGCAGAAAAAAAAGUUCUUUACAGAGGAUGAGACUAGAUAUAUUAUCUCUUGUUUAUCUGAUGCAGUUUUCUAUCUUCAUAAAAGAGAUAUAGUGCACCGGGACUUGAAACUUCAGAACAUUCUUGUAAAAAAUUCUCUUGAUGAGGAUGGUGGCAGGGUCGAUAUCAAGGUAGCUGACUUUGGCUUGUCGAUGAAGAUGGGUGGUGUAGGCAUUGGGAAGAUGAUGAAGAAGGCCUGUGGGACUCUUACCUAUAUGGCACCUGAGAUGAUGAGAGGUCGUGGUUAUAGCCACUGGUGUGAUGUGUGGAGUAUAGGAGUCAUUAUGUUUAUGUUGCUGUGUGGAGAACCUCCAUUUGUUUCAGAAACAAAGGAGGACCUGCUGAAGAAGAUUAUGAACAAAGGAGUUCAAUUUACUCAACCCGCCUGGGCCGCAGUCAGUGACGCAGCAAAGCAUUUACUGACUUGCCUUCUAUGUGCGGACCCAGCCCACCGCAUGUCCGCUCAUGAACUGCUAGACAGCUCCUGGAUUACAGGUGAGAACAGUGUGCCUUCUGGUCCAACCAAUGUGCUGAAGAUGAUGUAUCACUACCAGGAAAAUGAAAAGAGGACACAGACUCUGGAGUUCUCCUCCCUCACCGAUUUUGAGGACAUGCCGGAGCCACCCCUUACCUCUUUGGUCCUUUCAAAAGAAACAGACCGUAAAUACGGGGGACAUGCUGGGCUCAGCCCUGGAAGAUGCAACUGCUCCCCCACACCCUCCACAUCCAUGCAACUGUUUCAUGCCGGUAAAAAAUGCUCCACACAGCUGAGUGCAGAACAGCGCAGCCUUCUGGACAAAAAGGACCUCAGCACAGGACAGGAACAAAACAAGGCAGAAGACCAGACAACAUCUUCCUCCAGUAAAGUAGGGCUGGACUCUGUGAAUCAUCAAUUAGCUCUGAGACCAAAAAACACUCAACAUAAAACAAAAGAAAAGAAACUUGCUACAUCACAUGAGAAAAUGUGAGAAAGAGGGAGAGAAAUAACCAAACUAGAGGUGGCCUUAUUGUGUCCAAGUGUUUUUUUAUUCUUUUAAAGAGUUUAUGCAGUUCUGUAUUUUUUAGGAGAAACAUGAAUUUGACCAUUAUGAAUGUUGCAGCCUUUAUGGUAAUGGCCAGAAACUAAGCAGUGACUCUUGUGUCAAAUAAAAGAGUCUCAAAUACAUGUGUGGAAAUAGUCCAGAAUUCCUGCACCUGAAGUUUCAGGCUCAGCAGCUCUGCCUUGUGCCAAAUCAAGAGAUCCCAGUCUGAGGUAAUUUCUCUCAAAUAGAAUGAAACUAGAAACAUAAACUAGCUAGAAACAUGCUUCAUUUCACAGCCAGUAUGACAAUCCCAGGCAGCCAAAAUACAGAUGCACACUUUGUUAUACUUUCAUCUGAUUAUUGAUACUUUGUCUCAUAAAUACAAAAUAUUUUUUAAGUUUAGACAUCCAUCUGGAAGACAUGAGGACAGCUUAUCCCUUAAUUUAACUGUAAUUCAGUCAUUUACUUACUGCCGAUAGCAAAUAACAUUGAUUUUAUGCUAUUACUUAUUUCUAGGGUUAAUGCAUGCCUUUUACAUUUUAAAGAUUCUUGGAAAUGUUCCUACUAUAUACCAAAAUAAGAAACAAGUGAAAACAAACAUGCUACAGUCAUUGACCAAAUGACAUCUUAAAGAUUGCUUUAUCAUUGUACUCUCGACUGCAGAACAAAAAGAAAUUAUACAAAAAAUAAAUAAAUACAAAAAAUGUAGUACAAAAGAUUUUUUCUGAAUAUAAUUUCACGACACCAAAAUGAGCAAAGGGGAUUUCUCUCUUUUCUUCUCUGACCUCUCUAUUCCAAAACGUUGUAUAUGCAGUGACUGCACCCACUCACUGUCAAAACAGAAAAACUGUCACACAGGCUGGUUACGCUCCAUCUGAAUGCAGAGGAUUGGGACUGAGGGCAGCCACGGGUCUAAUCUGGUUUGGAGGCCAUUGAAAGCAGCAGGAGCUACUUUGAGGGCACUGCCAUUCAAGCCCAGGUUUUUCUGCUGUAGAGAGAAUAAUCCCCAGCACAGAUACAACAUUAAAGUAUCCAAGCAUAACACACAGAGGGUGAAUUUCAAAUCCAUCCAUUUGCAUCUUGAAGUGAAUGAGUGCCAACAAUGGGCCUCUGUGUUCAUGCACAGGCUUUGUGUUUUAGAUUGUAAGUGAGAAUGUAGU
Messenger RNA from Melanotaenia boesemani (Boeseman's rainbowfish), 2842 nucleotides. It is a transcript of the gene stk33, whose product is annotated as serine/threonine kinase 33. Gene Ontology annotation, molecular function: ATP binding; protein kinase activity. Bases 264 to 1628 code for a protein of 454 amino acids. The record is from RefSeq and is a predicted model, not a curated record. Gene Ontology annotation, biological process: protein phosphorylation. The transcript is spliced from 13 exons. Lineage: Eukaryota; Metazoa; Chordata; Actinopteri; Atheriniformes; Melanotaeniidae.